CUACACUGUUCACUUUUCGCUGGAUUCACAAAUUUUCUUUCACUUUCCUUCGUUUUCCCGAGAAAACUCAUGCGCGAACUGAAACCGUCGUGCAGUUCUCGUUGUACCCGCUCGAAGUCAAAUCGAUGAGACCGAUUCAGCUUCCUGAACCGCCUAGCCCUACCGCCCGGAGAGGCACCGCCGAGAUCUUCGAAUCGGGUGUCCACACCUUCGUCCGACGCGCCGUCGUAAUUGGCAACGGUUUCCCCUCUUCCGAGAAUCAGAGUAUUGGAUUGCUUCGCGCCCUUGGACUCUCAGACAAGUAUCACUUAUAUCGGGUUACGAGGCCUAAAGAGGGAAUUAAUGAGUGGCUGCGAUGGCUUCCAGUCUCAUUCCAUAAAAGAAUAUAUUUUAUAGUAAGAAUGAUUCACAGUUAUUCUCAGCUUGUGUUGAAAUCUCAAGAAAGGAAGCUUAAGCCUUUACCUUCAGGAAAUGGUGUCAGUGCAGGCUUGUUAGAUGUCUUAGAAGCUGAUGUAAAGCAGAUAGCCAAUCUUGCUCGGGAAACUUAUGAGAAGGAGGGACCUUUGUUGGUGGUUGCAUGUGGAAGGGACACCAUUUCUGCUGCGAGUUCUAUAAAACGUUUAGCGUCUGAGAAUGUUUUUGUUGUUCAGAUACAACAUCCAAGAUUGCAUUUGAAUAGGUUUGACAUGGUAAUUGCACCUAAGCAUGAUUAUUAUCCUUUGACUCCAGAAGGACAAAAACAGGUUCCUCGGUUUCUUCGAAGUUGGAUAACUCCACGCGAUCCUCCAGAUAGUCAUGUGGUUCUCACCACAGGAGCCCUACAUCAAAUAGAUUUUACUUCAAUACGUAAUGCUGCUGCUACAUGGCACGAUGAGUUUGCACAUGUUCCCAGGCCCUUGCUUGUCGUCAACAUUGGAGGACCAUCAAGCAACUGUCGAUAUGGCGUAGACCUUGCAAAGCAGUUAGCAUCUUCUUUGCUCAGUGUUCUAGUUAGUUGUGGGAGUGUUAGAAUAUCCUUUUCAGAGAGGACUCCACAAAAGUUUUGCAAUAUUAUAGUGAAAGAACUCGGAAAUAACCCAAAAGUUUAUAUUUGGGAUGGGCAAGGACCUAACCUGCACAUGGGCCAUCUAGCGUGGGGCGAUGCAUUUGUUGUCACAGCAGAUUCAGUUAGUAUGAUAAGCGAAGCUUGCAGCACCGGGAAGCCAGUCUAUGUUGUGGGAGCUGAGCGUUGCAGAUGGAAGUUCACGGAAUUCCACCAAUCAUUGAGAGAGAUGGGAGUUGUUCGGCCUCUUACGGGUUCUGAGGAUAUAUCAGAAAGUUGGAGCUAUCCACCCCUUAACGAUACUGCCGAUGCAGCUAAACGGGUUCAUGAAGCACUUGCUGCCCGAGGGUGGAAACUGAAGAUAUAGAAUGCAAUUGAAGUUGAGAUGAUACUUUUUGCCGAUUUUUUUGGUCUGAAGGGGGUUACCAUUCGUUUGUUGUUUGAAGAUAUUGUCAAAGCAUGAUAUUUAAUUUAUACCACUAUAGAAAAUACCGAUGGUGUGCCUGUAAUCAAUCGAUGUCACCAAAGCAAUUUUAAGAUGUAAUUUAAGGUUAUGUAUGAUUUUGGCAUUUAAAGAAUGAGGUGAAUAAAAUAAAUGUGUUGAAAAGUUUAUUUCCA
This is a messenger RNA of Lotus japonicus, 1660 nucleotides long. Its product is annotated as mitochondrial fission protein ELM1. The transcript is spliced from 10 exons. Lineage: Eukaryota; Viridiplantae; Streptophyta; Magnoliopsida; Fabales; Fabaceae. Gene Ontology annotation, cellular component: mitochondrial outer membrane. The record is from RefSeq and is a predicted model, not a curated record. The coding region runs from base 126 to 1409 and encodes 427 amino acids. Gene Ontology annotation, biological process: mitochondrial fission.